UGAAGUUGAAAUGGAGGAGAAAAGUAGCAAACCUGAUGAAGCUGAAAUGAAACAAAUAGAAGCGAAGACUGGAAUAGAUCUGGACACAAUUUUACUAGAAGAUAUUGGACAGUUUGGAUGGUUUCAGCUUCGGACAGUGGCGUUGUGUGCACUUGCAGUGAUAUUUAGUGGCAUCGCUUCCUCAGAAUUUGUUUUCACAACGGCUAGGAUAAACACCAGAUGUCUUAUUCCCGAGUGUGAAUCAGGCGAACAAACCAACGAGUUUUCGCCAUCUUGGAUUACGAAUGCUGUUCCGCCUUCUGGCACCUCAUUCAAUAAUUGCCGGCGCUUUGCUAAUGUUUCUGCCGACAUCUUUGCUAACGCCACUUGCUCCGCUACACUCUUCGACUCUAACCAUAUUGUCGGCUGUGAGGAAUUUGUUUAUGAGAAUACUGACUCCGUAGUUUACACUUUUGGGCUGGCUUGCCAGGAGUGGGAACGUUCCCUUAUUGGGUCCGUGCGUAAAAUUGGCACCCUUAUUGCACUACCCAUCACAGGAUAUGCGUCGGACCGUUGGGGAAGGCAAACAGCGCUGGCCGUCAACGCCCUCAUACGCGCCUCCCUAGGAUUGACUCGUUCCUGGGUUAAUACGUACGUGAGCUUCACUGUCUUACAAUUCUUGGAGUCCGCUUUUGGCUCUGGCGUCUUCACCAGCGCUUAUAUUUUGGUGAUGGAACUCGUUGGCCCACGCAUUCGAGUUGUUGGUGGUGCAUCCAUAAACACAUUCUUCUCUGUUGGCAACGUCUACACGGGUCUAGUUGCUUGGGCGGUUCACGAUUGGCGUCAACUUACCCAGGUCCUGUAUGGCCCAAUGCUCAUAACCAGUUUUUCACUCUGGCUCGUCCCAGAAUCAGUCCGCUGGCACAUGAGCAAAGGUCGCUACAAAGACGCCGAGGGUGUUCUCAAAACCGCGGCUCGCUUUAAUGGAACACGCCUGUCAGAAAAAUCUUUAGAAGCUUUAAGUAAAGCAAUAAAUGAAGAAAAGAGGAAGAAAGCUCUCAAAACAGUUGAAAAACCAAACGAGCCCUGCUUAAUGUAUAAAGUGAUCAGGAAUAAAUAUGUCCUGAUUCGAUGUAUUGUGUCACCCGUUUGGUGGAUGACUUACACUUUUGUGUAUUUUGGCCUCUCGGUCAACGCUGUUAACAUAUCUGGUAACCGGUAUCUGAACUACGUGGCUGUGUCGGCAGUGGAGAUUCCUGGAUACUGGACUUCGAUGUUUUUGUUGGAUAGGAUUGGGAGAAAGCCUGUACUUAUCAGUGCGUUUUGGAUAUGCGCCAUCUGUCAAGCAACAUACAUCUUCCUUCCUCCAGGUUAUUACGGAAUAUCCCUGACGGUGUACCUAAUUGGCCAGUUUGCUAUCGCAAUGGUAACGGCAGCGGUGUACGUGUAUACGGCAGAGCUGUACCCGACCAGGCAUCGCCACAGCCUCUUGGGCUUCUCUUCCAUGGUUGGGAGAAUCGGCUCUGUUCUAGCUCCUCUUACUCCAGCCAUGGGCCAAUCUACAUUCGAGGAACUACCUUUUGUACUGUUUGGAAGCUUUGCUCUCAUCUCAGGCUGCCUUGUAUUCAUCACACCUGAAACACUUGGAGCCAAGUUCCCUGACACCAUGGAAGAAGCGUCGGAUAUUGGCCAAAAGAGAGAUGCUGAAUAA
This is a messenger RNA of Cydia amplana, 1690 nucleotides long. RefSeq names its product organic cation transporter protein-like. The record is from RefSeq and is a predicted model, not a curated record. Gene Ontology annotation, biological process: transmembrane transport. The transcript has 7 exons. Gene Ontology annotation, molecular function: transmembrane transporter activity. Gene Ontology annotation, cellular component: membrane. Bases 11 to 1690 code for a protein of 559 amino acids. NCBI's taxonomy places the organism in Eukaryota, Metazoa, Arthropoda, Insecta, Lepidoptera, Tortricidae.